Messenger RNA from Oncorhynchus gorbuscha (pink salmon), 1809 nucleotides. RefSeq names its product transmembrane protein 130-like. The record is from RefSeq and is a predicted model, not a curated record. The transcript is spliced from 8 exons. NCBI's taxonomy places the organism in Eukaryota, Metazoa, Chordata, Actinopteri, Salmoniformes, Salmonidae. Bases 27 to 1007 code for a protein of 326 amino acids.
CACCAUCUGCCUCUUCACAAGUGCAAAUGUAUCGAAAAAUAAUUGCGUUGGUCGUCAUGUCACUUCCACUGAUUCUGAGCCCCCAGGUUUUUGGGCUCGCGACAGACGGUUUGAUCAAUCUGAAAAAUAUUACAGGCAAGCUCAGCUUCAUUCAGAGGGAAGGAAAUGUUACUUAUCUGCGGGACAAGGAGCUGGCCACGGAAGUUCCAACCGAGACAAAGUUUGAACUUUUCGAUCCAAUGAACACUUUACGCACUGCCAGAUUCAACUAUACCUGGGACUUCGGCAACGGAGAGGUGCUGAAGGGAUCGGAGCCGUCUGUGCACUAUAACUACUCAUCCCCUGGAAACUACACUCUGCGGCUGAGAGUUGGGGCCCAAGUGAACAAUACCUCUACUCCACUCACUGGGGUAUACACCAUGGACGUUACAGUUUUGGACACCAUCAGAAAUAUUGAAUUGAGCCCUUUGAGUUUCCAGGUUUCCAGAAACAACAGUCUGGUUGUUCAUGUGGAUGGAAGUCCUCCCAUGUGGGUCUGUUGGAGGUUCCUACAGAACUGUGAAUCGGCAACCCCUACAGGCUGUCACCUGACCAUGCUGUAUGAGAACACCAUGACACUGAACCACACCUUCACAGCUUUAGGAGUCCACUGUCUGGACAUCAGCGCCCGCAACGACAUCAGCAAACUGCAGACCUCCUACAACAUCUUUGUGAGGAGAGAUCCCUCUUUUAACCUGCUCUUCAUCAUGAUAUGUGCUUGGAUUGUCUUGGCAAUCCUCGCCUUCAUCGCUGUUAUAGCCUGUCGCCACAAGAAAGGACGCAACAGCAAUCCACAGAUGUCUAAGUCCAGUAACGCCACUUACUCCAGUAUGAACAUGGAACUGCAGCCACAACAGAACAUCCCUGAUAUCAGUAGUGAUCUCUAUGUGUCCGGGCCAAAGAACGAAGAGGUCCAACCCCUUCUACAGCACGGGACCAGAUCUGUCGCCAAAUCCUACCGCAACUAGUCUUCAUUUACACACUUUGAUUUGAGCUUGUUAAUAGUUUGCCAUCAAUGUAUAGUUUGAGAUGAAUAUACAUUACCAGUAAAAAGUGUGGACACACCUAAUCAUUACAGGAUUUUUCUUUAUGUUUACUAUUUUCUACAUCGUAGAAUAAUAGUGAAGACAUCAAAACUAUGAAAGAACACAUAUGGAAUCAUGUAGUAAGCAAAAAAAGCGUUAAACAAAUCAAAAUAUAUAAAGAUUCUGCCUUGAUGACAGUAUUGCACACUCUUGGCAUUGUCACUCCAAUAUCACAUGAAUACACAUUAGACAUGGCAAAAGUUUCUCCACCAACGAGCGAUGUGAACAGUUUGUGACUUGAACAGUGCUUGUGUCCAUAGAAAUAGAUGUGGUACGCUCGCGGGGCGGGGGUGAUGAGACCUGCUAGUAACCCUGUAGGGAACGAUUCUGAUGGCUAUUACUUAAAGAUACUGGCUGUCAACAUCUAUAGAACAUGUUUACAAAAUGAUUGGAUGGAAUGCCAAGAAAGUCAAUGAUGAAAGUAAAGAUAAAUCAAGUGUCUUUGUCAGCAAGAAGUCUUGUUAUAUUUACAUUGUUAUACACUGGUUUUUGGCCCCCAAAAUUGAUGUAUUUGUUGGAUAAUCGACAUCUGUCGCCGUUAUUUCUACAUAUUUAUCUUGCUGCUCAUGACUACCAAAAGGUACCAUCGUUAUGUAUCUGAAUGGUAUCUUACAAUACAAUCUAACUUGAGUUGUAGGCCUACUUCAUGUUAUAUACCCACAAUCAUUAAAUAAUAUGAAUUGUU